AUGAUUUUGCAAAGACCUCUUGAUAGAGAAAAGAAAGGAGUUGUUACGUUAUUGCUAACCGCUUUUGAUGGCGGUGAUCCGCAGUUAUCUGGAACUGUUCAAAUACACGUUACUGUAUUAGACAUUAAUGAUAAUGCUCCUGUAUUUACGCAGAAGGUAUAUAAAGCCAUUUUAACUGAAAAUGCACUGAAAGGGUCUAAAUUGACCACAGUCAGUGCCACUGACGUAGAUGAUGGAUCUAAUGGUUAUGUGACGUACUACAUUGCAAGCAAAGAUGAUAUUGUGCGAAACAUGUUUAUUAUUGAUCUGUAUAGUGGCGAGGUAACUUUAAAUGGCCUCGUUGACUUUGAAAGAGCAAGUCGAUACCAGCUUGAUAUCCAGGCUAAAGAUCAAGGAGGGCUUUCUGAUUCCUGUAAGCUGAUUAUUGAUGUGUUGGACAUUAAUGAUAACAAACCAGUGAUAAGCUUACUCUCCAUGUCAAACUCUGUGUCUGAGGACUCCACACCAGGCACAGUUGUUGCUAUGAUGAAAGUAGAUGAUGCAGACUCAGGUGUGAAUGGCCAGAUUCACUGCAUCAUAAACGACAACAUUCCAUUUGCUCUUACAUCACCAUCUAGUAAUUUCAUCAGCCUGCGUAUAGAGCAGCAACUGGACAGAGAGAGAGAUGCUGAAUACAAUAUCAGUGUAACAUGCUCUGAUCAGGGGGUGCCUGUGCUCUCUAGCAGUGCCUCUCUGUUUUUACAGAUAUCAGAUGUGAAUGACAAUGCUCCUGUAUUUGAGAAAAGUCACUAUGAGGCCUGUGUGCUGGAGAAUAACAAACCUGGUCUCUCAAUAUUUACAGUUAAAGCCAGUGAUGCUGAUUGGAAUCAGAAUGCCCGUGUUUCUUAUAUUCUAGAAGACAGCACUGUUAAUGGAGUCUCUGUCUCAUCAUAUGUGUCAGUUCAUCCUGACAGCGGACUGAUUACAGCUGUGUGCUCUUUUGACUAUGAGCAGUUGAAAGAUUUCCUCUUCCGGGUAAAAGCGCAAGAUGGAGGCUCUCCUCUGCUCAGCAGUAACGUGACAGUGAAAAUUUCUAUGAAAGACCAGAAUGACAACGCUCCUCAGGUUCUGUAUCCAGUACAGACUGGUGCUUCUGUGGUGGCUGAGAUUAUGCCUCGUGCUGCAGAUGUUGGAUAUCUUUUUCAUCCUGACAGCGGACUGAUUACAGCUGUGUGCUCUUUUGACUAUGAGCAGUUGAAAGAUUUCCUCUUCCGGGUAAAAGCGCAAGAUGGAGUCUCUCCUCUGCUCAGCAGUAACGUGACAGUGAAAAUUUCUAUGAAAGACCAGAAUGACAACGCUCCUCAGGUUCUGUAUCCAGUAAAGACUGGUGCUUCUGUGGUGGCUGAGAUUGUGCCUCGUGCUGCAGAUGUUGGAUAUCUGGUCACUAAAGUGGUGGCUGUUGAUGUGGACUCUGGACAGAAUGCCUGGCUCUCCUAUAAACUACAGAAAGCUACAGACAGAGCGCUGUUUGAAGUGGGUUUACAGAAUGGAGAAAUAAGAACUGUGCGACAAGUGACUGAUAAAGAUGCUGUCAAACAAAAGCUGACUGUUGUUGUGGAGGAUAAUGGACAGCCCUCUCGCUCAGCUGUGGUCUUCAUUAACGUGGCUGUGGCUGACAGCUUUCCCGAACCCAAUCUGCCUGUUAUCCCGUACUAUCCAUCACAUUACGCAGACACAGGAGUCACUGGAACUCUGCCGCACGGUGGUGGACCCGAGUUUCACUGA
Molecule: messenger RNA, 1764 nt
Organism: Sinocyclocheilus grahami
Lineage: Eukaryota; Metazoa; Chordata; Actinopteri; Cypriniformes; Cyprinidae
Product: protocadherin gamma-A11-like
Exons: 4
Coding region: 1-1764 (587 amino acids)
Biological process (GO): homophilic cell-cell adhesion
Cellular component (GO): plasma membrane
Molecular function (GO): calcium ion binding
Source: RefSeq, a predicted model, not a curated record